CGGACACCAACCAAAAUGAUAUUUUAUCGGCAUUGUCAGAAAAUAGAAGUGGCUAAUUAAUUCUAAGAUGCUUAAAUAGAGCUUGGCGCUAGUGGUCGACGGUCCCAUGAAAAAGAUCCAUGGUGGCCGCUUUCAUACUUCUCUCUGGGUUAAUUGAUAAUCGACAAGUGGUAAUGAAGAAUACUGUGCUUUCAUUUUUAGUUUCCAGUUACAUGUGGAUCGGAUUCACGUGUUUAUUCGUGUAGUGAGGUUAGGAUCCAGACAUGGUCGCGAAAAUCAACAAACAAAAUGCAAGAGGCUUUAAAACGUUGUGGAUUCGCUUCGACGCGGAUAGCUCCGACAAGCACCAGCUAUUCUUCAAGGAGCACUCCGUGAGAAAUCAGGAGCCUGAAUAUCCUAAGAAUCAAACCCUCUUUGUAUUGAAUGUACCGCCGUAUGCAACCGUCGACUGCCUAAAACAUGAAUUUGCUAAACUCUGUGGAAGUGUACGAUCAGUUACAUUUUCAAAUGCAAAAGGUUUCAAAAAUGCAUAUGUCGUUUUCAAGAAGGAAUCUUCCUUGGACAAGGCAAUGGAGCUCUCGAAGGAUUGUGUAAUUACAUUGAACAAUAACGAAAAUGUAUGCUGCACAGGACUGGAAAAAUGGUGUAAGGAAUAUAAUGAUGCCUUAUGCGAUGAACAAUUGUUAAAAAAGGAGAUAGAGGAAUAUGUGGCUUCCUAUGACAAACAAGUAAAGGAUCGAAUCGCGCAAGAGAAAGCUGCAAAAGAAGAUGAUGAAGGUUGGGUGACUGUAACAAGUGGAAAGAAAAGAGGACAAUUUGCUCCAUCCAGAAAGGAAUCGACCAUUGGCAAAGUACAACAGAAAGAGGAGCAACGCAAAAAGAAAAAGCAAUUACUUAAUUUCUAUACAUUUCAAAUUCGUGAAACUAAAAAGCAAAAUCUGGCGGAGUUACGAAAAAAAUUUGAACUAGACAAAAAGAGACUGCAGGAAUUAAAACAGAAACGGACAUUUAAGCCAUUUUAGGUAUGUCAGUCAUGUGAAUUAAUAUAUAAUUAUUAAAACUAUUGAAAACUGUUAUUAGGUUUAUUUAAUUUUUUAUAAAAUAGAUGUAUAGUUAUUUCAUGGAUGUAUUUUUUUAUUAUGUACAAAUAAUGAUAAAUGAAUGAGCUAGAAUAUCGACGAUCAAC
Pogonomyrmex barbatus (red harvester ant) is the source of this 1186-nucleotide messenger RNA. RefSeq names its product ribosomal RNA-processing protein 7 homolog A. Gene Ontology annotation, molecular function: RNA binding. Gene Ontology annotation, cellular component: UTP-C complex; CURI complex. Lineage: Eukaryota; Metazoa; Arthropoda; Insecta; Hymenoptera; Formicidae. The record is from RefSeq and is a predicted model, not a curated record. Gene Ontology annotation, biological process: ribosomal small subunit assembly; rRNA processing.